CCAGUGAUCCAGCCGCCCACCGGUCCCCCACACCCCACGCAGCUGCCGGCACCGCCCACCAUGGAGUCCAGAGGGAAGUCGGCCAGCAGCCCCAAGCCCGACACCAAGGCGCCCCAGGCCACCGCCGAGGCCAAGGUCCUGCCGGCAGCCGACGGGAAGGGGCCGUCGACCAGAGCCUCAAAGAAGGAGGCCCCGGCAGAAAAGGAGCAACCGGCAGCCCCGCCGACCGCACCGGCCAGAAAGGCCAAGGCAGACCCUGCCCUCCUGAACAACCACAGCAACCUGAAGCCGGCCCCCACGGCCCCCGGCAGUCCCGACGCGACCCCCGAGGCCAAGGGUCCUGGGGACGGGGCGGAGGAGGGCGAGGCUGCCAACAGGGGCUCCCCGGGCCGCCGCCCCUGGCCCUUCGAGAACUUGAACCCUCUGCUGGUGGCUGGGGGUGUGGCUGUGGCAGCCGUGGCCCUGAUUCUUGGUGUGGCCUUCCUGGCACGGAAAAAAUAAUGCCUGGGGCCCGGUGGGGGCAGGGGGCCAGGCCCUGUGCAGACCCCAGGGAGCGAGUGCAUGCAGUCCCCCAUCCACCCCCGCUGCGCACACCAUACGUGUACACACAUGUGCCCACCCAGCAGCCCCACCCCCAGGGCGGAGGGCGCGACCUCUGUGGCCCAUCUGGCCGGCCGUGUCAGUGGAAGCCGCUCAUGCGUGCCUGUUCCCAGAGGCUCGCGAGCCCGUGGCGCCCAGGGCUGGCCUCUGAUGUGCGGGUGGGGGACCGGGACGGGCCCUGGCUUGGCCCUCCCUGCGGGUGCGUUAAAGGGCAAGCUUGCUCCACUCUCCCCAUUUCUGCUCUUUGCGUGUCCCCGGGCCAGCGGUGGCCGUGGAGGUGGAGCCUGGGGCUGUGGGGGAGGGGUUCCCAAGCAUGGUGGCUUCCCCGCUCCAGGGGAGGCUUAGGCUGGCAGGGAGGUGGGGCAUGACCAGGCCGCCCCACGGCCGUGCUGCCCAGGCCCCAUAGACAUCCCCCCCCCCCGCUUGUGCCUCCCCGAGUCUAACCAGCGUAUAAAUGCAAUAACAGUUGGUAGUGUAGGGCUGCUUGGCAGAGACCGCGCAGUGGCCCAUGGUUCCGUCGCGCCCAGGGAGACCCAAGGUGUGUUCCCCCCACCCCCGGUGGCUGGUCCCCCUUGGCCUUGGCCGGCGGCAGCGGGCACUGCAGACGGGACCUGCCCUCACCUGGCCAGUAGCCACGGGACCCUGCGGGGUUGCGUCUGAAAUAAACCCUGUUGUCUAAAGGC
Messenger RNA from Carlito syrichta (Philippine tarsier), 1283 nucleotides. It is a transcript of the gene CEND1, whose product is annotated as cell cycle exit and neuronal differentiation 1. Lineage: Eukaryota; Metazoa; Chordata; Mammalia; Primates; Tarsiidae. The coding region runs from base 61 to 501 and encodes 146 amino acids. Gene Ontology annotation, biological process: radial glia guided migration of cerebellar granule cell; cerebellar Purkinje cell differentiation; cerebellar granular layer maturation. The transcript has a single exon. The record is from RefSeq and is a predicted model, not a curated record.